CCCUCUCUCAUCCCCUUCCUAUCUCCCUCGCGCGCUCACCCCAUCGCCAUGGGAGCUCUCCGCCUCCCUUCGUCUCCUCUCUCCCUCCUCCUCUCCCCAUCCACCCCUAUCCUCCGCUCCUCCCCCACCCUCCGCCUCCUCCGCCCCUCCCUCUCCGGCGGCGGCGGCGGCGGCGCCCCCGGACGCGGCGGCGUCUCAGCCCGGAGCCUCACCAAGGACGCGGCUGCAGCGGCGGCGGCGGCGGCGGCGGCGGCGGAGGGGGCGGAUCGGAAACCCUCGUCAUCGUCGGGGUACGAGGGCUCGGUGACCCCCCGGUCGGUGGACUUCAACGCGUGGUACCUCGACGUCAUCGCGAGCGCCGAGCUCGCCGACUACGGGCCCGUGCGGGGGACCAUGGUGAUCCGACCCUACGGCUACGCGAUUUGGGAGGCGAUUCAGGAUUUUUUGAAUGUAAAGUUCAAGGAGACUGGGCAUAGCAACAUGUACUUCCCUCAGUUUAUUCCAUACUCAUUUAUUGAGAAGGAAGCCAGUCAUGUAGAAGGGUUCAGUCCUGAGCUUGCAUUGGUGACGAUUGGAGGAGGGAAGGAACUUGAGGAGAAACUUGUGGUAAGACCGACAAGUGAAACCAUCGUAAAUCACAUGUUUACUCAAUGGAUUCACAGCUACCGAGACCUUCCUCUCAUGGUUAACCAGUGGGCCAAUGUGACGAGAUGGGAAAUGAGGACCAAACCUUUUGUUAGAACCCUUGAAUUUUUGUGGCAAGAGGGUCAUACAGCUCAUGCAACUCUAGAGGAGGCUGAGGAGGAGGCGUUACAGAUGAUUGACAUCUACACGAAUUUCGCUUACGAACAAGCUGCAAUACCUGUUAUUCCAGGUAGAAAAUCGAGAGUUGAGACAUUUGCUGGUGCCAAUCGAACUUACACUAUUGAAGCUAUGAUGGGUGACAGAAAGGCAUUACAAGCUGGAACUAGUCACAACCUUGGCCAGAAUUUUUCUCGUGCCUUUGGAACACAGUUCACUGAUGAAAACGGACAAAGGCAAUACGUAUGGCAGACUUCUUGGGCUAUCAGCACCAGAUUUGUUGGUGGCAUCAUCAUGGCUCAUGGAGAUGAUGCUGGUCUAAUGCUUCCUCCAAGGAUAGCACCCAUACAAGUAGUAAUAGUGCCGAUCUGGAAAACAGCAGAUGAGAAAGCAGGAGUUUUAGAUGCCGUAGCCUCCAUUCAGCAAGUACUCAAAACCGCUGGAAUAAAAGUCAAAGUUGAUGACUCAGAGCAACGAACGCCGGGAUGGAAAUUUAAUUUUUGGGAGAUGAAAGGUAUCCCUUUACGAAUAGAAGUUGGACCUCGCGAUGUAACCAACAGGAGCGUGGUUGUAUCGAGGCGAGACAUCCCUGGAAAGCCCGGCAAGGAUUUUGGGGUUUCUAUGGAGCCUUCAUCUCUAGUAGAUCAUGUGAAGAGACGGUUAGAGGACAUCCAGUCAUCGCUCUUGCAAAGGGCCACAUCAUUCCGUGAUAGCAACAUAGUUGAUGUGAGCUCAUAUGGCGAACUGAAGGAGGCAAUUGCCGAAGGGAAAUGGGCACGGGGUCCUUGGUCAGCAAGUGAUGCCGAAGAGUUAAAGGUUAAGGAAGAGACCGGUGCGACAAUACGUUGCUUCCCAUUCGACCAGCCCGAGGGGCACAAGAAGUGCUUUAUGAGCGGUAACUCAGCCGACGAAGUUGCGAUUUUUGCCAAAUCUUAUUAGUUUCGAUGUACUCUUCAGCAAUCUUAUUAGUUUCGAUGUACUCUUCAGCAAUUUUGCGCAUCACACACGUAAUUUAGCUUUCCUUUUGUUGUUAAUUUAUUGUAAUCCUAGUGGCUGCAUAAUGAUUCAAUUUGUGAAAGAAUUAAAGAAUUAACACCAUAAAGUAAUGAUGGAAUCGAUAUAUAUUUUUCGU
Molecule: messenger RNA, 1933 nt
Organism: Ananas comosus (pineapple)
Lineage: Eukaryota; Viridiplantae; Streptophyta; Magnoliopsida; Poales; Bromeliaceae
Product: proline--tRNA ligase, chloroplastic/mitochondrial
Exons: 11
Coding region: 49-1740 (563 amino acids)
Biological process (GO): prolyl-tRNA aminoacylation
Cellular component (GO): aminoacyl-tRNA synthetase multienzyme complex; mitochondrion; chloroplast stroma
Molecular function (GO): proline-tRNA ligase activity; ATP binding
Source: RefSeq, a predicted model, not a curated record